AUGCCCCAACAAUACACCUCCUUCCUCGUUUUCUACCCUUCCCAGCGAGAUCGAGAGGUUGCCUGGAACGUUGAGGCGCAUAGGCGGCCCUUAAGCCAGACCCAGCCUUUGACCCCCUCCCACUGCACCUCAGGUUCGAACGCCAGCGUCAGCAUAUGCCGAUUCGGUUGUUUGAGCAUAGAUGUCGAUGCUCAUCGAGUUGGGAUUGAGGAUGCCAUCCUCAAUGUCGCUGCAGAUCCCCAUCGGAACCUUGUCGAUGGGCGAAAUCAGACUGUCAGCUUCGUCCUUGGCGUUGGUGCACAUCUAGGCAUGUUCUCGGUGUAUCCUUUUGAUUUUUAA
Messenger RNA from Cyclocybe aegerita, 339 nucleotides. Lineage: Eukaryota; Fungi; Basidiomycota; Agaricomycetes; Agaricales; Hemipholiotaceae. The record is from the annotation of a GenBank genome assembly.